AUGUUCCAGGAGGAUGGUAAGCUUCGCUUCAUCGAAGGGGUGGAGACCGAGGGCACAAGCGUUCACGAUGGCAGCUAUGAGGUGAAGCAGGAUGUCCUUGUCAACAAAUUCAAGAAGUUUGUCAGGGAGUUUGCGUGCUCCCCCAAGCAUGGCCUUCGGUUGAAAUACCGAGAGCAGUUCAAGGCCAACUGUGAUGAUCGCAACUAUCGUUUAGAGGUGCCACGCCUCCUCUCCCCAGCCGCAGCCCUUGGCUCUCUUGGCUCUGGAGCGUCGUCUGGAACUGCGCGCGCAGCCGUGGUCGUUCUCGCAGCUGUUUCGGCCUUUCAGACAGGAAUUGGUGAGGAAUUGUCUUGA
Messenger RNA from Durusdinium trenchii, 354 nucleotides. The record is from the annotation of a GenBank genome assembly. NCBI's taxonomy places the organism in Eukaryota, Dinophyceae, Suessiales, Symbiodiniaceae.